Suricata suricatta (meerkat) is the source of this 921-nucleotide messenger RNA. It is a transcript of the gene TAS2R4, whose product is annotated as taste 2 receptor member 4. NCBI's taxonomy places the organism in Eukaryota, Metazoa, Chordata, Mammalia, Carnivora, Herpestidae. Bases 1 to 921 code for a protein of 306 amino acids. The record is from RefSeq and is a predicted model, not a curated record. Gene Ontology annotation, cellular component: membrane. The transcript has a single exon. Gene Ontology annotation, molecular function: G protein-coupled receptor activity; bitter taste receptor activity. Gene Ontology annotation, biological process: sensory perception of taste; detection of chemical stimulus involved in sensory perception of bitter taste; G protein-coupled receptor signaling pathway.
AUGCUUCAGAUACUCUUUUUAUCUGCUCUCAUUGUUUCAGCAGUUUUGAAUUUUGUAGGACUCACUGUAAACCUGCUUAUUGUAGUGGUCAAUUACAGGACUUGGGUGCAAAGCCACAGAAUCUCCUCUUCUAAUAGGAUUUUGAUCAGCUUGGGCAUCACCAGGUUUCUGAUGCUAGGACUAUUUCUCCUGAACAUUAUCUACUUCGUCACCUCUUCAAAUGUUGAAAGGUCAGUCCAUUUAUCCACCUUUUUCCUAUUGUGUUGGAUGUUUUUGGACUCUAAUAGUCUCUGGCUUGUCACCUUGCUCAAUGCCUUGUACUGCGUGAAGAUUACUGACUUCCAACACUCAGUAUUCCUCCUGCUGAAACGACAGCUCGCCCCAAAGAUCCCUAGGCUGCUGGUGGCCUGCGUGCUGAUGUCUGCCUUCUCCACCCUGCUGUAUGUUGUGCUCAGAGAGACCUCAUCCUUUCCCGAAUUUGCGCCUGGGAGCAAUGGGACAGUAUGUGACAUCAAUAAGUGCAUCCUGUCUUUGGUGACCUCCUUGGUCUUGAGUUCCCUUCUCCAGUUCAUCAUUAAUGUGACUUCUGCUUCCUUGCUAAUCCAUUCCUUGAGGAGACAUAUACAGAAGAUGCAGAAAAAUGCCAGUGAUGUUUGGAACCCCCAGACUGAAGCUCAUGUGGGUGCUAUGAAGCUAAUGAUCUAUUUCCUCAUCCUCUACAUUCCGUAUUCAGUUGCUACCCUGCUACAUUAUCUCCCUUCUGUACAGAUGGAUUUGGGAGUCAGAGCCGUCUGUAUGAUUAUUUCCACCCUUUAUCCUCCAGGACAUUCUGUUCUCAUUAUUCUCACACACCCUAAACUGAAAACAAAAGCAAAGAAGAUUCUUUGUUUCAACAUAUGGUGGAAUUUCAAGAGUAAAUAG